Messenger RNA from Daktulosphaira vitifoliae (grape phylloxera), 1325 nucleotides. RefSeq names its product gastrula zinc finger protein XlCGF7.1-like. Gene Ontology annotation, molecular function: DNA-binding transcription factor activity, RNA polymerase II-specific; RNA polymerase II cis-regulatory region sequence-specific DNA binding. Gene Ontology annotation, cellular component: nucleus. Lineage: Eukaryota; Metazoa; Arthropoda; Insecta; Hemiptera; Phylloxeridae. Gene Ontology annotation, biological process: regulation of transcription by RNA polymerase II. The transcript has a single exon. The coding region runs from base 156 to 953 and encodes 265 amino acids. The record is from RefSeq and is a predicted model, not a curated record.
UUAUUGAUUAGAUUUGAAGUGCGUCGCCAUUUUGCCAAAGAUCUUAAUUCAGGGCUCUUCUUUAAUGGGCAUAUUAAAUUUAGUCAUGUAUUUUUAACUAAAUAUUUUUAGAAAACUAUUUAUUUCUUAAAAGCGAAGCAAAAUAAAGUUAAAAAAUGACAUCUACAUUUCGCACAAGUGACAUACUUCAACAAAUGGAUUUAGCCAUGCUAGGAACUCAUUUUGCCUCUGGUCCAAUACAAUUUGAUCCAGAUUUUGGUAUAGGAAAUGGUCAUUUCAUCAGUAAUGGUAUUCAUUUGCAAAAUGAUUCUGAUCAAGGUAACCAACUGAGUGGUUUGCCACCUUCAUGGCAGAGUAUUGCAGCACCUGGAUCAACUGUAGCUGAUUAUUUGUCACAUUUACCAGCUACAUUAACAUUACAUCAUUUUUUAAAAUAUUCUGGAGAACUCAAAGUUAAAGAAGAAGUAAAACCUAAGAAAAGAAAAAAGUCUGACAAACAGAUUACAAUCAGUAAGACUUCUCAAGCAGUGACUCAACAACUUAAACCAAAACCUGGGCAAAUACGGAUAACAUAUUGUUCGGAUGGGACUACUAUGUUUGGAUGUCCUGAAUGUCAAGCUGAAUACUUAGAUAAACAUUUACUUGAAGAACAUCUUUCAAGUCAUGCAACAGAACGUAGAUUUGUCUGUGACAUAUGUGGAGCAGGACUUAAACGUAAAGAUCACUUGACUAGACAUAGACAAAGUCAUAGUUCUGAGAGGCCAUAUGCAUGUACUGUAUGUGGUAAAGCCUUUAAACGAAAGGAACAGCUGACUCUUCACAAAGUUGUACAUACUGGUGAAAAGAGACAUGCUUGUACUGAAUGUGGUAGAGCAUUUUAUAGAAAGGAUCAUUUAAGAAAGCAUGCUAGAAGUCAUGCUGCAAGGAGAGAUAAAAGUGGACAGUCAUGUUAGUAGGUUUUAAUAUAAAAAAAAUUGACUCGCAUUUAUUGCUAGUUUUAUAUUGUUAUUAAUUAUACUUAUCAAAUUAAAAUUAAAUUAUUAAAGGUUGCUUUAAAUUGAAUAAAAUUAUACUUAAAUCUAAGUUAAAUUCUCUUGAACUUUUUCUUUACUUUAUAGAUGUGAAAUACAUAUAUUAUAAUAAAUAAUGAAGCAACUACAAAUUUUAGUAGUGUAUUCAUUUUACAUAGAAUACUUUAAUUAUAUUAAUGAUGGUUUUAUAUAUAAAUAUAUAUAUGAAAGUUUAUUAAAAUAUUUAUAACUUAUAAUUUACUUUGAAUUUAGAGCUUAUGUUUAUAUUUAAUGAAUAUUUGUGAAAUAAUAUAA